Gossypium raimondii (Peruvian cotton) is the source of this 1469-nucleotide messenger RNA. RefSeq names its product fructose-bisphosphate aldolase 1, chloroplastic. The record is from RefSeq and is a predicted model, not a curated record. The coding region runs from base 195 to 1385 and encodes 396 amino acids. Gene Ontology annotation, molecular function: fructose-bisphosphate aldolase activity. Lineage: Eukaryota; Viridiplantae; Streptophyta; Magnoliopsida; Malvales; Malvaceae. The transcript has 6 exons. Gene Ontology annotation, cellular component: cytosol. Gene Ontology annotation, biological process: fructose 1,6-bisphosphate metabolic process; glycolytic process.
GCCACACCUCUGCCAUACCAAGUUGCCAAGUAAGCAUCCAUCAUAUCAGUUGAUGAUUGGCCCAUGUAUAACAGCCUCAUACAAGAUAUCUCUUGGCAGGGGCUAUCAACUAUAAUUUAGAGAAUUGGAGCCUAAACGUUGUGUCAAAAAAGCUUGAGCUGAGAGAUAAGAGAAAGCACUGAAAACGCAAAACCAUGGCCUCUGCUUCUCUCCUCAAGACUUCACCAGUUUUAGACAAGUCUGAGUGGGUUAAGGGUCACACCCUUCGCCAACCUUCCACUUCUGCGGUGAGGUGCCACCCUGUUGCACCCUCUGGACUAACUGUGCGUGCAAGCUCAUAUGCCGAUGAGCUUGUCAAGACUGCUAAAGCUAUUGCUUCUCCUGGCCGUGGAAUUUUGGCCAUGGAUGAGUCCAACGCUACCUGUGGGAAACGUUUGGCCUCAAUCGGGCUAGAAAACACAGAGGCUAACCGCCAAGCCUACAGGACGUUGCUUGUUUCAGCUCCUGGCCUUGGUCAGUACAUCUCAGGUGCCAUCCUCUUUGAGGAAACCCUCUAUCAAACCACAAUUGAUGGCAAGAAGAUGGUUGAUGUUCUUGUUGAGCAGAACAUAGUCCCCGGUAUCAAGGUCGACAAGGGUCUUGUUCCACUGGCUGGCUCAAACAACGAGUCAUGGUGCCAAGGUCUUGAUGGCCUCGCUCCACGUUCAGCUGCAUACUACCAACAAGGAGCUCGUUUUGCAAAAUGGCGUACUGUGGUAAGCAUUCCCAAUGGACCAACUGAACUUGCUGUGAAGGAAGCAGCCUGGGGACUCGCUCGCUAUGCCGCCAUCUCCCAGGACAAUGGAUUGGUUCCAAUUGUUGAGCCAGAGAUCUUGCUUGAUGGUGAUCACGGAAUUGACAGGACUUUCGAAGUAGCCAAAAAGGUAUGGGCUGAGGUUUUCUUCUAUCUUGCCCAGAACAAUGUGAUGUUUGAAGGUAUCCUCCUCAAGCCAAGUAUGGUCACUCCCGGUGCGGAGUGCAAGGACAGGGCUACUCCUCAACAAGUUGCUGAUUACACCCUCAGCCUCCUCCGCCAAAGAAUCCCUCCAGCUGUCCCUGGAAUCAUGUUUUUGUCUGGUGGGCAGUCUGAAGUUGAGGCUACCUUGAACUUGAAUGCAAUGAACCAAGCUCCAAACCCAUGGCAUGUGUCAUUCUCAUAUGCAAGAGCCCUUCAAAACACUUGCCUGAAGAAGUGGGGAGGCAGACCUGAGAAUGUGAAGGAUGCUCAGGAAGUGCUGCUCAUCCGAGCAAAGGCCAACUCUCUUGCUCAACUCGGAAAGUACACCGGCGAAGGAGAGUCAGAGGAGGCCAAGCAAGGAAUGUUUGUCAAGGGUUAUGUCUAUUAGCAUAUUUGUAUCUUCAACAACUCUAUGAAUUUCCUGCACUGAAAAUUUAAUUGAAAGAGCAGAACACUGAUCUUUCAUUAUAAA